AUGUCCACGACAUUCACAAUUCUCAUCGCCCGCGCCAUCGGCAUCGGCGGCGCAUUCUGGCUCUCCGGAAACAUCGCUGCACUCGCCCUGAUCUCCGUCCCGGCCUGCACCUCCGCCUUCCACGACGGCGCCGCGACCACCGUAUCCCUGACGCGCCUCUGGCGCCACACCUACGAACGGGGCAAAGCGCAGAACCCGCCCAUCGCCGCCCUGACCACGGCGUCGUUAUCAUUCCUCGCGUGGUCGACGCGCCACGUAGGAGCACCUCAUGGCUCUGUGCUGCGGCCGCUUUACCUAUACGGCGCCGCGGCGGCGCUGACGAUUGGAAUCGUGCCGUACACGAUCUUGACGAUGCGGGGAACGAACAACAAGCUGAUCAAGAACUCGGAAGAGAUCGGCAGGCAGGGGGUGGCAGCACCGGCCUCAAGGGAGGAGGAAUCGGAGGUGGAGGAGUUGCUGGGGAGGUGGAUGUGGCUGAAUGGGGUGAGGAGUGUGCUGCCUGCGCUGGGGGGCGUGGCGGCUGUUGUGGCGGCGACUAUUUGA
Messenger RNA from Diplodia corticola, 543 nucleotides. RefSeq lists its product as uncharacterized. The transcript is spliced from 2 exons. The record is from RefSeq and is a predicted model, not a curated record. Lineage: Eukaryota; Fungi; Ascomycota; Dothideomycetes; Botryosphaeriales; Botryosphaeriaceae. Bases 1 to 543 code for a protein of 180 amino acids.